GGCGCUGCGCGCAGUCGCCUUCCUUCCAGCAGGGGCGGACACAGGCAGGCUCUUCUGGGCAAGGAAGCUAGGCUUCCAUGCACGCACGUACACACACUCACACACGCGCGCGCGUAGAGACAACUUACAUUCAGUUGCCCGGGACAGCAGCACGAGCGGAGGCGCUGGACGGGCUCGAACGCCCCUUUUCCUUUUCGGCGCUCAAGCUCCGCAGCCAGAAAAAGAAACCCUCAAACCGUGCGGCAGAGUCACCGGGCCACUCCGGCUGCUAUGAUUGGGGUCAUUUGGAUGGACAGUAGCUAUUAGAUUCCAGAAACAAAUUUUGCUGUUUUGGUGCAUUUAGAAAGCACUAGGGAAGAACCCGUUAGUUGAGAAUGAGGACAGCUGAGGAUUCCUCUGGAACUGUCCUUCACCGCCUGAUCCAAGAGCAGCUGAGGUAUGGUAAUCUCACUGAGAAUCGUACACUCCUAGCCAUACAGCAGCAGGCCUUGCGAGGAGGAGGAAGCAGUGGGAGCCCCCAGUCCUCCCUUGAGAGUCUCACACAGGAUGAGAGCCAAAUGGUUCAGCAAUCAACACGACAAGAACCCCAGGGCCAGGAGCACCAUGCUGACCACUUCUACCUGGAGAAUAGCAUGUACCGGUUCUACCAGCCUCAGCAUAAAGGAGAAGAGCUUCCCACCUAUGAGGAGGCCAAAGCUCAGUCUCAGUAUUAUGCCACACAACCAGGACAACAUGUUAGGGCCACUUUGUCUGGAGCACCUAUAGAAGGUGGACAGCGCAGGACCUAUGCUUCUGACAUUAACAGCAUACCGCAGGACGAGUCACUGAAAGAGCUGAAACAUGGUCAUAUACGGUCACUCAGUGAGCAGCUCCUGCAGGUGUCCCUGGAGAGGAAUGGCAUUCAAGCACAGAACCACAUGAGUUCCUCUUACAGCUAUCCUCAACUUUCUAGGCACCACCAACUCUGUCUCUCUAGAGGAAAGUCCUCUGAGGCAUCAGAUGAGCUCCGUGGUCCUCCUCCAGAAUAUCCUUAUAUAAUCCCUUCACAGGAGGCAUCAGAAAGUUACUUUUCUGACCCCAGGCAGCACUACAGAGAAGGUCCAGGAUUUCAACAUCCUGAAAUCAGGAUGAUGCAAACUCCGAUGUCCCAAGCUUUCAUGUCACAACAGGCUGCUCUCUGCCAUAACCAUCUGGGAUCACUUACAUCAGCUGGGGUGGCAGCUUUGAUGGCAACUCAGGCUGCUUCUACUAGUAACCACUUGUCCCAAAUAGAAGCUGUGUUGAUGGAGAAUAAGAAGUUGUUAAGAGAGAAUGAGACGUUUCAAAGAGAAAAUGAGUUGUUGAGGAGGGAACUGGAGAGUUACAAUGAAAAGGCCAACCGGAUUCAAAAGUUGGAAAGCGAAAUUCAACAAAUUUCAGAAGAUUAUGAAAAUCUAAUGAAAGCAUCAUUAAAGCGAGAAGCUUUGGAGAAGACCAUGAGAAACAAAAAGGAUGGGGAAAUGAGGAGGUUGCAAGACUUCAAUCGGGAUCUCAAAGAGCGAUUAGAGUCAGCAAACAAACAAUUGGCUAACCGAGCACAGGAAAAUCAAGAAGGAAACCAAGGGACUAUGGCAAAACUUGUUGCUCAAAACUAUGAAUAUCAGCAAGAAAGGGAAAAGUUACAGCGGGAAAUUGCACGUCUACAUGGCACUAAUGAAGACCAACGUCGGCGGGCUGAACUGUUGGAGCAGGCUCUGAGCAGUGCUCAGGCCCGCACUGCUAAAAUGGAAGAUGAGUUGCAGAAGAAGCGAGCAUAUGUGGAGAAAGUAGAACGAUUGCAACAGGCCCUGGGCCAGCUCCAGGCUGCAUGUGAAAAGCGUGAGCAAUUAGAACUGCGGCUCCGGACCCGCUUAGAGCAAGAACUGAAGAUUCUGCGGGCUCAGCAGAGGCAGAUGGGAGCCCCAGGUGGAGGAUCCCCUGAGUUGAAUGCCCACAUACUGUCUGAACAGCUGAGAGAAAGGGAAGAGAAAAUCCUGGCCCUGGAGGCUGAUAUGACCAAAUGGGAGCAAAAGUACCUGGAGGAGUGUACCAUGCGACAGUUUGCUAUGGAUGCUGCUGCCACAGCUGCUGCACAGCGGGACACCACCAUUAUCAACCACUCCCCACGCCAUUCUCCCAACAGCAGCUUUGACGAAGACCUUUUGCUGGCAAACCACAAACAUCAGGAGAUGGAAAACAGGUUAAAAGAACUUCAUGCCCAAAUCCUUGAAAAGGAUGCUGUCAUCAAGGUCCUGCAACAGCGCUCUCGGAAGGACCCCAACAAGGCUCAUCAAGGCUCCCUACGACCUGCAAAAUCAGUUCCAUCGGUGUUUGCAGCUUCUGCCAUACAAUGUUGGCCAGGAAACUCUGUCAGUGAAAGUGAUUACCACAGCAAUCCAGAUAACAAGGCACUCAAGGCUGAAGCAGAAGUAACUGCUCCAUCAAGUUGUAUCCCCUUCCACACCAAACAUGGCAGCAAAGAUGGAAGUACACAGACUGAAGGUCUUCUCACAAACACUCCAUGUGAUGAGCUCAAGUUGCAUGUUGAAAAAAACAGUGGUGCAGCAAGUUCCCUAGGGAUGUUGCCAGCUGCUAAAAUUCUUGACCUGUCAGACAUGGUGGAGAUUCUCAUCUGAGGAGCAGGAGCUCUUCUAUGGACCAGACCUAGGUGCUCUUUUCUGCCUUAGUGGAUUUCUGCCUUCUCGGGAGACAGUAGCGGACCAAGCGCACAAAGCCUGAGGAGCCCUUCACCAGUUAGGAUGCUCUGUGGAAAGCAGCACUAAAGACUUUGCAAGAAGAUCUGGAAGAGAUCAGCAACCAGAUAGUUGAUUUGAGGAUGAAUAUCUCCAACUGUGGGAGAUUCCCGAAUUUGGAUAGUGCAUCCCACGAAAAUUGUUCUGCAGUACGCUGAACAACUAAGAGUUGAGGUUAAUGCUUACUUCAAGGCAGCUGUUCCACUUUUUCCUCUGCUGCUGGUUUUUCCCAAGAGAUGGGAAUACAAACUGGGAAGUCAAGUGGGACUUUUAUGCUGCCUGGGUAAGGUCCUAGAGGUGGUGGCAUGUUGAAGUUUGGCACUGGAAGAAGUGAUAUACGUAAUACGCAGGACUUCGGGCAGAUGCCCGGACCUGAAGCAUAAACUAUCAUAAGCAAAAGUGUCUGGUGCUGGUGUGGCUACAAUCAAUUUUUCAUACUGUUCCCCCUCCCCCAACUAUGUCCACUGUUCAGUUCAUAAUUAGAGGAACUGCUGCAAAUAUUGGGAAGUCCAAGUGAUCACCUGGAAAAUAGCACAUGACCUAUCAUAGAUCUUAAGGUGAAGGGUGAUGAUGCCGCUAUUUUGUAAAUAUCUUCUAUAAGCCACAGUCCCUUUUGGGGGGCUCUUUCUGUUCUGUUCUAAUAUUUGCAGUGGAUCUGCUUCAUAUCACAGAACUAUUUCUUUUGUUGUCAGAUUUCUUCAAUGUUUGCUCCCCCCCCCCUUUUUCCCCUUCCAUUUGAUAUCCUGUUUGUCGAGAGUUAAAUAUCCGCCUUUGCAGUCCUUCAGAUUCCCUUUCCUUUGAAGCUAUUUCCCAUGAUGCUUUAGACUGGAAUUUCCCUACUCUUUGUUUGAGCAGCAGCCAGGAACCAGUUGUUUCUGUUUCUAUCUUGCCAUGGCCAAAUUAUCCUCAUCUAAGCUGGAUACAUCCCGGUAUGGUGUAGAUCAGCACAGCUGUAUGGGGGAUGAAGGGCUUUGAUGGAGAAUUCCAUCCGGGUCUAAAGCAAGAUUACAGCCGAAUCUCUUCAUUAAUAAGAAUGGAUGUUAUUCUAUUUGUAAAAAAUGGAAAAGUGAAUGAAAACUGCAUUGAGAGAAGAGCCAAAGUAUGAGUGCAGAAGUUUGGGUUAAGCUGGUGUUUUGAAGUGGCUGACAGUGGUAAUUUUAUAAUCGUUAAAGGGCAUUCGUGGGAAUGAUGUGUGUUUGAACAUAGGGGUCUACAACAACAUUGGGUCCCAAAUUUGUGUUUUUCAAAAGAAUCUGGAGAAAAUAUCUGUUAAAGGCACAUCCUUUUCUUUUCUUUGGAACCACUCCAGAAUCUGCUUUCAGCUUUCUUUGCUCUCUCUCCUGCCUACUGACAGCUGGCUUCUGACAGUAGCCAACUCUGAGAUGAGUGCAUUGAUUACUCCAAAUCUUUUGUUUGAUUUCACCAUCACACACUUUCAUCCCCACCUCUGCUUCCUAGUUAAACAUAUGCAUUUGCUGGACAACUG
Messenger RNA from Thamnophis elegans (Western terrestrial garter snake), 4257 nucleotides. It is a transcript of the gene AMOTL2, whose product is annotated as angiomotin like 2. Gene Ontology annotation, biological process: actin cytoskeleton organization; angiogenesis; establishment of cell polarity involved in ameboidal cell migration. The record is from RefSeq and is a predicted model, not a curated record. Bases 375 to 2654 code for a protein of 759 amino acids. The transcript has 10 exons. Gene Ontology annotation, cellular component: bicellular tight junction; cytoplasmic vesicle; plasma membrane. Lineage: Eukaryota; Metazoa; Chordata; Lepidosauria; Squamata; Natricidae.